AUGAAUUACACACACCUUGCCCCAAACUCGGCAACCGAGUCGAUAAAAGACCCAUCAACUCAUGAUUUCCAAAGCAGACCGCAAACUCCAAUGGGGCCUGUAGUUGCGAAUAUUGAACCAGGGCGAAAGCCUCGGAAACUUAUUCUUUGCUUCGACGGAACCGGCAACAAAUUUCACGGCGAUGAUAGCGACAGUAACAUUCUCAAGAUCUUUCGAAUGCUAGAUCGUGAAGCGGACGACCAGUACCACUACUACCAACCUGGCAUUGGCACGUAUGUAAUUUCCGGGUCACUUACCCAUACCGGUAUCAAGGCUCGCAUCAACUCUUGGUACCAAAAAGCCAAGGACUCAGCCAUCGGCUCCUCCUUUGAUCAGCAUGUUGUAGGAGGCUAUCGAUUCCUGAUGCGAUUUUACAACCCCGGCGAUGAGAUCUACAUGUUUGGUUUCAGUCGAGGAGCGUACAUCGCUCGCUUCUUGGCCGAAAUGCUCGAUUACAUCGGACUCUUGUCGCACGGCAACGAAGAAAUGGUCAAGUUUGCUUGGAAAGCGUUUGCUCAAUGGCAAGGCCGUGAACAAGUGCCAGAAGAUGACGAAGAAGACUGUAAGAAAGAGCCCGACAAGAAGACCGAAAGGAUAAAACAAAAGAGAGAAGAAAUGUUCCGGUUCAUGAAGGGCUUCCGAGAGACAUUCUCUCGUCCUGUUGGCCGCAUUCGUUUUCUCGGGUUGUUCGACACCGUCAACUCAGUACCCAGCUUUGAGACAGCCUGGAUGCAGCGCAGCAAGUUUCCCUAUACUGCACGAAGUAGCGCUAGAGUGAUUCGUCACGCCGUCAGCAUUGACGAGCGACGAGCCAAGUUUCGCCAGGAUCUCAUGUACCAAGGCCGACCAGCGAAGAACGAGGACAAGCAUUCCCACUUUCACAAAGCCAUGAACGACAUUCGUGAAGAAUUUCACGGGCAUGAGGAGCGAGGGAGAACGGGAAACCAUCUCUCGCCCAACGAUAAGCGAAGCGGGCAAAAGAAGGGAGGAGAAUUUGCCCCGUAUCGAGCUCGUUCCAGGUCAUGUCGAAGACCAAGCCACGCUGGAGAUCCAGAGACCUUCUCCAACCUUUCUGGACUGGCACUUUCCGAAAUCAACAACAUCGACGAUGAUGAGGCUCAGGAUAUCGACGAGGUCUGGUUCUCGGGAGGACACGCCGAUGUCGGUGGAGGUUGGGAGAUACACGAAGGUAGCAAGAGCACAAGUCACAUCCCUCUUGCGUGGAUUGUGAGAGAGGCGCAGAAAGCAGGGCUUCCAUUUGAUAACCAGAAAGUUGCUGAGAUGGGAUGCUGUGUCAAGAACGACUGGGAAGUUGCUACAGGAAGACCUCCCAUUCCUGAUCUUCGAGUUUCGAGUGGCAGCGGAGGCCCAGGCCAUGCACCAGAUAUGCCCAUGGACGAAAAGGAGGACGAUCCUAAAGACAGGUUUCACGGUGUUAUGCACGGCGCUUGCACAGCUCGAAUCCACGACUCACUAGAGUACGGACAAGGCUUGGGCACUAUAGCUGUCACGGCUUGGAAGAUCAUGGAGUACAUGCCCUUCCGCAGAAUGGAUCUUCAACCCGACGGAUCAUGGAAGCCAAUUCGUUGGCCUCUCCCAGGUGGUGAAGUCCGAGAUGUUCCCGAUGCCGUUCGAGUACAUGGAAGUGUCAUUCGCCGAAUGAAGAUGGACGAGAAAUAUCGCCCUGGAAAUCUUAUCAUCGGAGGUGGUGGUCGGGGUGUUAGAAGAGCCCCUGCGAAACACGGUAUUGGUGAUUGGGAAUGUGUAGCUGAUCCUGGUGAUCCGGUUGGUGAGAUUUGGGUGAAAAAGAAGAAGGAUGACAGAUUACACGAUUAA
Fusarium pseudograminearum CS3096 is the source of this 1875-nucleotide messenger RNA. RefSeq lists its product as uncharacterized. The coding region runs from base 1 to 1875 and encodes 624 amino acids. Lineage: Eukaryota; Fungi; Ascomycota; Sordariomycetes; Hypocreales; Nectriaceae. The transcript is spliced from 2 exons. The record is from RefSeq and is a predicted model, not a curated record.